Messenger RNA from Anastrepha ludens (Mexican fruit fly), 4134 nucleotides. RefSeq lists its product as uncharacterized. The coding region runs from base 1356 to 3428 and encodes 690 amino acids. The record is from RefSeq and is a predicted model, not a curated record. Gene Ontology annotation, biological process: DNA integration. Lineage: Eukaryota; Metazoa; Arthropoda; Insecta; Diptera; Tephritidae. Gene Ontology annotation, molecular function: nucleic acid binding. The transcript has 2 exons.
CCUUCUGAUGCUGUGCUCCUAGCUACUGCCGUCAUUCUUGUAAAAAAUCGUGCUGGAAUCUUCGUGUCCUGUCGCGCUCUUUUAGAUUCUGGUUCCCAGUUGCACUUCGUCACAACUCGCUUCGCAAAUCAACUUCAGCUAUUCAAAACAAAAGCUUCUGCUACAGUCUCUGGAAUUGGAGAUGCCAACUUCCCAACGGAAGGUUACUCACUCGAUCUCGUACUUAAGUCGCGGACUUCAGAUUUUUCAACAAGCAUCACUGCCCUUGUUGUGAAAACCAUCACCGACAAUCAGCCUGGCUGCUCCGUGAGCACCAACGAGUGGAAUGUUCCGUCGAAUAUACCACUAGCCGAUCCUGGGUUCAACUUACCACAGCGUAUUGAUCUGCUCAUCGGAGCAGGACUGUUCUUCGAUCUACUUUGUGUGGGUCAGAUACGCUUAGGAUCUGGUUUACCACUACUUCAGAAAACUCGUCUCGGAUGGGUGCUAUCUGGAGGUGGGCAACAAACUCCAAACCUGUCAUCAUUCGUCGUGAGGCAGAAAUCCUCCAGUGGUCUCAUUCCCAGCACUCGGCUGGACUAUUUAGUACGUCGGUUUUGGGAGAUCGAGCACAUUUUCGAACCGAUCUCUAAGGCCUCCCAAGAAGAUCUUGACUGCGAAGCCCACUUCCAGGGAAAUUAUUUUCGAUUGCCAUCAGGUGAAUACUCUGUUCGUCUGCCCAUAAAACGAAGCAUGGAUGCCCUAGGAGACUCCUAUUUACAAUCUCGUCAACGCUUUCAAGGUCUGGAACGAAAAUUCGCCCGUAACCCUGAUCUAAAGGCAGAAUACAGUAAGUUUAUUAAGGAAUAUGUGGACCUCAACCACAUGUCGCUGGUUUCCAACGAGGUUGUACAACAAUGCAAGUACUUCCUGCCACAUCAUUGCGUUAUCAAGGAUGACAGUAGUACAACAAAAUUGAGGGUGGUUUUUGAUGGAUCUGCAACUACUACCUCAGGUUUUUCGUUAAAUGACCUACUCAUGGCAGGCCCAACUAUUCAACCGAAGCUUUUUCAUAUUCUCAUUAGAUUUCGUACUUUUCCUAUAGCACUUACUGCAGACAUCUGUAAGAUGUAUAGGUGUGUUCGCGUCACUCCACCGGACAACAUGCUCCAAUGGAUUUUGUGGCGAGAAUCUCCACAAGAAGACUUUCGCAUCUAUAAGCUCGACACGGUGACGUAUGGAACUAAGCCUGCAGCGUUUCUAGCCAUCCGAGCCAUGCACCAACUCGCAGCAGACGAAUCCGCGACUAUCCCAUUGGAGCAGAAGCGGUACUUCGGGACUUCUAUGUAGAUGACCUGAUAACUGGGGGCGAUUCAAUGGCAGAAGUACUCAACAUUAAACUGCAAACAACUAGCCUUCUUACCCGAGGAAGCUUCAAGUUACGCAAAUGGUGCUCUAAUAGUCCUGAGAUCCUUCGUGAUAUUCCUGACGUAGACAAGGAAAAGUUUCUUAAGUUUGACGAUGGCAGUGACAUCACCAAAGCACUGGGGCUUGUCUGGGACCCGCACAAGGACAAAUUGCUAUUUUCAUUUGUACCACAAAGAGAAUUCGGAAAAAACUCCAAACGCUCUGCGUUGUAUACACUAGCUCGAUGUUACGAUCCCCUUGGACUAAUGGGGCCCACGCUGACCAAGGCGAAGAUUCUUCUGCAACGAAUGUGGAGAGAUAAGCUCGACUGGGAUGAGAGUCUGCCACAAUCGUUAGACACUGCUUGGUCUGCUUUUUGCACUGGAUUUGCAGACAUGCAGUAUCUAUCAUUUCCUCGUUACGUUUUUCAGUCUGAAGCCAUUAGAGAAAUCCAUGCAUUUUGCGAUGCAAGCCUUGAAGCUUAUGGGACUUGUGUUUACACGCGAUCAACCCAGGACAACAACAUACAAGUUCACCUAUUAUGUUCAAAGGCCCGUGUCUCUCCACUAAAGACCGUCACCAUACCCAAGCUGGAACUCUGUGCAGCAACAUUGCUCGCACAGCUAAUGGGUGAGUUUACAAAAACGAAACUUUUUAAUUGUUCAUUUCAUUGUUGGUCAGAUUCCUCCACCGUCCUUUCGUGGCUGCGAGAAGAACCGUCAAGGUUUAACGUUUUUGUCGCCAAUCGGGUUUCCACCAUACAUCAACUGACAGAGGGCAUGCAAUGGCACUAUGUUCCUACAGCAAUGAACCCGGCUGACAUUUUAUCGAAGGGAGCUACACCCCGGGAACUUCUAGGAUCGAAACUUUGGAUGCACGGCCCACCCUUUUUGCUAGAAGCGGAGGACAACUGGCCACGCAUGUGCUCACCACAACCAAAACUUCCCGAAAUUCGACAAAGGGUUUUGCUUUCUGCAAAUAAUCAUAUAGACAUUUCCCUUUCAUUCAAAUACAUUAACUCAUUCGGAACAAUGCAGCGAAUUUUUGGGUAUGUCAGCAAAUUUAUUAACAUCAAAAAAUCGCCAAGGUCAUCGCAACUUAAGGCUGAAGACAUUCAUCAGGGAACUCAACUUCUUAUUCGCAUAGUACAAAGAGCGCAAUUGUGGCCGGAGUACACUGUAUUGCAAGCCAAUAAAUGCGUCCCUAAUUCGAGCAGCAUUGCCUCGUUGUCGCCAUUCCUUGAUGACUUCGGAAUUAUUAGAGUCGGUGGACGAUUAAAAAAUUCGAUGCUUAGCUUUUCAUCGCGCCAUCCAUGCAUUCUACCGAAGGAUCAUCUACUGACGUACGCAAUAAUCACCUAUUUUCAUCGUAAGCAUCACCAUGCAGGUCCUCAAGCUUUACUCGCCUUUAUUCGUAUGCAGUUUUGGCCAAUAGGUGGCAGGAAAACAACAGCUCGCGUUCUACAAAAAUGCAUUAUCUGCCUCAAAUCAAGACCGAGACUCGUCGAGCACAUAAUGGCUGAUCUGCCCAAGGAACGCAUUCAGGCUUCGCGGCCCUUCAUAGUCACCGGUGUGGAUUACUGCGGACCGUUUUAUUACAAGCCUGAAGUGCGCAACAAAUCGCCACAAAAAUGCUAUGUUAGCGUGUUCAUAUGCUUCGCUACAAAGGCUGUUUGGAUGGAGUUGGUAAGAGACCUUUCAACGGGUGCAUUUAUUGACGCAUUAAAAAGAUUCAUAGCCACGCGUGGAAUACCAAGAUGUAUCUGGUCUGACAAUGCAACGAAUUUUGUAGGCGCUAAGAACGAGCUUAAGGAACUACGAGACUUAGUUCUCAGUGAAAAACACCGCAGCAAACUUCACAACUUUUGCCUCAGUAAUGGGUUCGAUUGGCGCUUCAUUCCCCCUCGCUCCCCGCACUUUGGCGGUUUGUGGGAAGCAGCCGUAAAGACAGCCAAGCAACAUUUCUAUCGUUCCGCUAGCUCAUCAAUUCUUGGGUUUGAUGAAUUGCGUACAUUGAAAAUCCAGAGGAUUUGGAUGUCCUAACACCAGGGCAUUUUUUGAUUGGUGGUCCUAUGACAGCUCUUCCUGAACCGGAUCUCACGGCGCUAAAUUACUCGCGACUUGAUCGAUGGCAACGUGUAACAUAUAUACAACAAGUCUUUUGGAGGCGGUGGACUCAAGAGUAUCUCACUCUUCUCCAGCAACGCGCAAAAUGCCUCAAGCCGAUAUUCAAGUCAAUGAUGUCGUGUGCAUAAAGGAAGAAAAUUCACCGCCCUUGAAGUGGCCUCUAGCACGAGUAAUUGAAGUUAUCCCUGGAGCAGAUGGUGUCGUACGAGUGGCACUUUUGCGAACAUCUAGUGGCAUAAAGCGUCGAGCCGUAAACAAACUGUGUGUUCUCCCGGUAAGGGAUUCUGUUGAAAGCCGUGACCUUUCAACGGGGGGGAGGAUGUUCGGAGCCGCGGAUGAUCUGCCCUAAUGCACCCGCAAAUAAACAGUAGCUUGCAAGCACAUAUGUACGUACAUACAGAGGUGGGCACAUACAUAUUUUUCUUAUCUAUCGCUAUGUUGUGCCGGUACAUAGAAAUUUAUGUAAUUAUCAUGUUUUUUAUUUCUGUUAUUCCUUGAAAUCCGUUCUUCGUUGUUCUGCAUAAAUAUGUCACACAGCAAGUAAGUUAGGCAGUCUUGUACAAACAUUUGAAAAUAAAUAGUCGAAUAAAAGGGCAAAGGAAUCGUUUUUCUUUUAACAUAA